AGCAUGUGAGGAGAGGAGGAGGAUGCGGCUGCCAUGGUAACGAGGGCUGUGUAUGGAGGACAGCAGCCAGUCGCAGGCAGCCACAGAAAGAUCUAUCCUUUUCUCCUCAUUCCACUUCCACUUUUCCGAUAUAGAAUACGAUCUCCAGACCAGGCGUUUGAUCGCGCUUCUGUCCCUCCUGCCCGACGCUUCAAACGCUUCACCUCAGAACACUCGCAUCAGACGCAGGAAAAGCGCACGCUUCCAGGAUGGCAACCAUCACCUGCACGCGCUUCACAGAGGAAUACCAGCUGUUUGAGGAACUGGGAAAGGGAGCCUUUUCUGUGGUGCGGAGAUGUGUGAAAGUUCUCUCAGGGCAAGAGUAUGCUGCAAAGAUCAUCAACACAAAGAAGCUGUCUACUCGGGAUCACCAGAAGCUGGACAGGGAGGCUAGGAUCUGCAGACUGCUGAAACACCCCAAUAUUGUGCGGCUGCAUGACAGCAUCUCAGAGGAAGGUCACCAUUACCUCAUCUUUGACUUAGUAACGGGUGGUGAGCUGUUUGAAGACAUUGUUGCCAGGGAAUAUUACAGUGAAGCAGAUGCCAGCCAUUGCAUCCAGCAGAUUUUGGAAGCAGUACUUCAUUGCCAUCAGAUGGGCGUCGUGCACAGAGACUUAAAGCCAGAGAACCUGCUUCUGGCUUCCAAAUCCAAAGGUGCAGCUGUGAAGUUAGCAGAUUUCGGCCUUGCCAUUGAGGUUGAAGGGGACCAACAGGCUUGGUUUGGGUUUGCCGGCACUCCUGGUUACCUGUCCCCUGAAGUCUUACGGAAGGACCCAUAUGGAAAAGCUGUUGACCUGUGGGCAUGUGGAGUGAUUCUCUACAUCCUGCUGGUUGGAUACCCACCCUUUUGGGAUGAAGACCAACAUAGACUCUAUCAGCAAAUUAAAGCUGGCGCCUAUGAUUUUCCUUCACCUGAGUGGGACACAGUCACCCCUGAGGCGAAAGAUCUUAUUAAUAAGAUGCUGACCAUCAACCCAUCUAAACGCAUCACUGCUGCGGAGGCACUCAAGCACCCAUGGAUCUCACAUCGCUCCACUGUUGCAUCUUGCAUGCACAGACAGGAGACUGUUGAAUGCUUGAAGAAGUUCAACGCUAGAAGAAAGCUUAAGGGUGCAAUUCUUACUACUAUGUUGGCCACCAGAAACUUCUCAGGAGGAAAGAGUGGGGUCAGCAAGAAGACAGAUGGUGUGAAGAAAAGGAAGUCCAGUUCCAGCACCCAGCUGAUGGAAUCGUCAGAGAGUACCAACACCACAAUUGAGGAUGAGGAUACUAGAGUGAGGAAGCAAGAAAUCAUCAAAGUAACUGAGCAGCUCAUUGAAGCCAUCAGCAAUGGAGAUUUUGAGAAUUACACGAAGAUGUGUGAUCCCAGCGUUACAGCAUUUGAGCCUGAGGCCCUGGGAAACCUGGUGGAGGGGCUGGAUUUCCAUCGCUUCUACUUUGAAAACUUAUGGUCAAAGAACAGCAAGCCGGUUCACACCACAAUCCUGAACCCUCAUAUCCACCUGAUCGGCGAGGAGGCUGCCUGCAUCGCCUACAUUCGUAUCACGCAGUAUCUGGACACAAACGGAAUGCCAUGCACUGCCCAGUCAGAGGAGACACGAAUCUGGCACCGUAAAGAUGGCAAGUGGCAGAUAGUCCACUUCCAUCGCUCAGGCUCUCCGUCUGCUAUCACUAAAUAAGAGAGUCAGCUGAAAAUACCAGAGUUGCAGGAUCACUGGCUUGAGGAUGUACAAGCUCCCAGCUUCUCAUCUCAUUCCUUGAACUUCAUUGGCCCUCUGCUUUACGGUGUCAUCACAUUCACGUUAGCAUUUAUUCUCAUUGCUCAGAACACUUCUUUAUGGAUACAGUAUGAUGAAGCCACUUUGCUGUUGCAACCCUGCUGUGUGGUAUCAAUGUUUUUUUUUUAGUAUCUUGGUUAUGUUUACAAAAUUAGCCACCAUGUUUUCGACCAUAAGUGCUACGUUUGCAGAUAUUUGACACAAAUGAGAGAUUUGGGACAACUACUACAUUCCAAACGAGAUCCUGUUUCCUGCAUUUUAUAAAAAACGAAUACCUAGAUUUUUUUUUUCUCUCUCCUACGCCUGUAAUAAACUCGAAUGUAAUAUGAUUGAAAUGGAUCUCUUGAUAUUUUAAUGUCUACCAUUAAACAGAAAUACUUUAGUACAUGUUUAUAUAUUUGAAAUAAAGUAGAACUGCUAGGUAAGAAUAUAGUAAUGACAUUUCCUGUGAGAGAUAUCAACACAGCUUGUCCUCCACUGCCCGAUUUCCAGACAAUCGCCGUUGAACGUUUUCUACCGAGUUUAGUGAAGCACAAUAAACAACAGUGAAUUUCAGUAUACGUUUAGCCCUUAAAAUCAAAGCUGCAUCGAUGGCACAAAAAAACUCACACACAAUCUAAUAAACCCACAUGAUCCGCACUGCAAGAACAGAUGGAUCAAGGGGGCUGAGCAACCCACUCAACGAACUGUUGCUUAAAGUUAAAGCCGGUGCUGACGGUGGCAUUAUCAAAAGCUGCAGUGGAAGAGUAAACGCAUGCGAGAGCUGUUUUUUUUUUUUUUUUUUCCUGCCGUACAGGGUUUUCAGAUCCGGGUCUGGUGUGGUGUGCUCAGAGCACUUUGAUAAAGUUCUUCCAGUAGGGCUGGUGUAUUUGUUCUUCCUUUUGUAUUUAGGAUUCAGGGAUUUUUUCUUUUUAUUACAAAAGGAAGUCUCUUGAAAAAGCUCUUAAGGGUUGUGUUUGAUGUCCGGGCUUAACUUCUAUUCAAAUUCAAUGGACGCGUGUUGCUGGAGAGAGAGAGAGCUUUCAAUAAUCAGUGUUGAGGUGUUUAUCUACUGAUGUCUUUUUAAAAUGCUCUAUUUGCUUGACGGUCAGCAAAUGUACAUUUAUUAACACGAACAAUCAAAAGUUAUUCAAACGAGAAAGUGGACAUUGCUAAAAGACCUAGCAUUUUAACUUGUUGAUAUUGUAUUCAAACUAUUGCUGGUGAAUAUGUUAUCUGCAGAGUAACUGCUAUUCAGAUCGAUCUCUGUCUUAUCUAAACAUUUGUAAUGUAAUGUUUUUUGCAUCUUAUAUGCACAGAUUAAUAACGUGUGUUCAGAUUUACUAAACCGGUUACAUUUUUAUUAGUACUACUGUAUGAGCUUAGUCAGAUUUGUCAAAUAUUGCUUCUUGAUUCUUAGUAUUUAUUUUGUAAAGCAAGAAUGUUAACGUGAUGAUUGUAUGCACGAUUUUUUGUUGUUUGAUUCAUUUUAUCAAACAUUUUGCCAUGGCUGUAUAAAAGCUGCUGUUCAUCCGAUUGAAUCGUGUGAAACACUGCCAUCAACAGACAACCAACUAUAAUCCAUAGUAUUCUUUUUCUGGUUGUAUCUAAACACUUUCAGGCUACUUGUAUCACAUUUGACACAAUUACUCAAUUGUCAUUACAGAACCAAAGUUUUCCUCUUCUUUUUUCUCAUCAUUUAACUCCUUAGAAAGACAUUUAGAAUUAAAAGAAAUAAAAUGCAUGGAAACCUUUUCUAUGUCUUCUAGUAACGUGGUUCAUUGUAAACGGCUACUGAAAGAGAGUUGCUUUGUGGCCUCCUUGAUGUUUUUGUCUUCUUUAUCGUUUCAGCAGUUUAUGAAAGGCCUAACAGCAUCUUUUGAUAGUUUUUGACGUAUAUACUGUGUUUUGUUGAGGCAUGCUGUUUUUGUUGUAUAAAGUGGGUGGGUAUGAUAUUGUUUUUCGAGUAAAAUGUACUUUUUGCAGUUUGGCUCUAAUGCAACCGGGCUUAUAAAUAAAAGUGCUUUACAAAG
Messenger RNA from Labeo rohita (rohu), 3829 nucleotides. It is a transcript of the gene camk2a, whose product is annotated as calcium/calmodulin-dependent protein kinase II alpha. The record is from RefSeq and is a predicted model, not a curated record. Gene Ontology annotation, biological process: protein phosphorylation. NCBI's taxonomy places the organism in Eukaryota, Metazoa, Chordata, Actinopteri, Cypriniformes, Cyprinidae. Gene Ontology annotation, cellular component: cytoplasm; neuron projection. Gene Ontology annotation, molecular function: ATP binding; calcium/calmodulin-dependent protein kinase activity; calmodulin binding. The transcript is spliced from 19 exons. Bases 249 to 1718 code for a protein of 489 amino acids.